GUACAAAAUUUCAUGAUAGGUUUUACCCUCGCGGCUACGCUCGCAUUGAUGUCCUGGAUAUGUUUCAAAUAUCAUCGACAACCACAUAAAACUAAUUUUUAUAUGCUUAGGGAACAGUAUUUUUUUUCUGGAUAAAAAGUACCCUGUAUCCUUUUGUGUACCCCUGACAAUGUAUAUACAAUGUUUCAUGAUAUAUUUUACCCUCGCGGCUUUGGUCACAUUGAUGUUCUAAGUAUGUCUUAAAGAUCAUCGGAUACCACAUAAAAAAACAAAACAUAGAUAAUCAAAUAAGAAACUUUGUCCCAAAAAGUAUGACGUUAUGACGUGGAACGUUUUUUGUAAUCCACUCUGUAUUUAUUAAUUAAUAGUUAAGUAGAUAUUGAUUACAAUUUUUCAAGGCAUAUUUGUACCUAGGUAAUGGUUGUGCAGCAACAAUUUAUCGUUGUGGAGUUGACCGAAGCCUGUACGGCGACAUUAAUCAAAAUGAAAGUUAUUGAGUUACAUUUUCUCCAAACCGUCCAAAAAAAGCUAAAAUGAAAACACAAAAAAGCUCUCUAUUAACUUCAAGGUUGCAACAUAAAAAUUGUGUUGUAACUUUACUCGUUAAUGUAUUGUUUACGUAGACCCCGAAACUAUUGGCUAUGUAAAAUAGUUUCAUUUCCUCCAACUUCGAACAAUGGUUUGCUUAACACUUCGAUAAUAAUGUCUUCAGUACACCUUUGACACUCGACCUGCGACGCGGUGAAAUUUGUGUCUUCGCUAAAAGAAUUUUUUUCUUUCUUGCAUACAAAUCCGAGUUUUACCGGGAACUUUUUUGGUAACAGUUUUCAUUAAAAUGGGCAGCGAUAGAACGAUUAGUGAUACCGAAAAUCACCAAAAGGAUCUAGACUGGAUUAAAGUCCUUUUCUACAUUCAUGUCCAUGUACUUAUGGUCUGCGGACUUUUUAUGGUCUUCUUAGAAGCUUCAAUUUUAACUACUCUCUUUAGUAUUGUAUUGACAGUAUUUGGUAUAUUAGGAGUAACAGCAGGUGCUCACAGAUUAUGGGCUCAUCAAAGUUAUGUUGCCGAACCAGGUCUCAAAGUAUUUCUCAUGCUAUGCCAAACAUUAGCUGGUCAGGGAACAAUUUAUGACUGGGUAAGGGUGCAUAGACUUCACCACAAAUAUUUCGCUACUGAGAAAGACCCUUUCAACCCUAGCAGAGGAUUUUGGUACGCUCACAUCAAAGGUUUACUGAAACGUCCAAGUGCCACACACGAAAAACUUUUAAACGAAGUUGACAUGUCAGAUAUCGAAAAGGAUAAUGUCGUUAUGUUCCAAAAGAAGUUCUACUGGUUAAUUUUUAUUAUUGUAAGUAUAGUACUACCCCUAAAUACCCCAAUAGAAUACUGGAAUGAGAACUUCUUUUGCACACUGUUUGUGGCUGGAGCUCUAAGGUAUGGCCUUACCCAAAACUUUGCGUGGUUUAUCCACAGCGGAUCCAGACUUUGGGGCUUACAAAAAGAUGAAAAGAAUCCGCCAGACAGUAACAUUGUCUUUUUCAUAACAAAAAGCUACUGGCCCCAGUACCAUUAUAUAGCCCCGUGGGAUUACAGAACGACAGAAUUCGGUGGCUACGCUAAUGGUUGCACUACGGCAUUCAUUCGUAUUUUUGCUGCUUUAGGUUGGGCUUACAAUCUAAAAACAAUCGAUAGUGACGGUGUACGGAAAGCCUUAGCAUUAUCAGUGGAAACGGGUAAAAAAUUACCAGACGUUUUAAAAGAGGUUGCAGAAAAUCAACCCCUAUCUGACGAGCACGUUUUGGAGCCCAAAAAAUUUUUAUAAUCAUCUUAUAGAUAAUUGAUGUAAUAAUAGAUUUUAGGAACAAUAACAAUUUCUCUACUAGUAGACCUAAGUAAUUAAUUUUUAAUGUUUUUUUUAAUUUUGUGUUUAUUGUUAUUAUUGUUGAAAACUAGUGUAAUUCCAAUUUGUUUUUUGUAUUAAAAAAAUAUUAGUACCAACAAAAUGGUACCAUAUUGGUACAUGUUAAA
Messenger RNA from Agrilus planipennis (emerald ash borer), 2028 nucleotides. Its product is annotated as acyl-CoA Delta(11) desaturase. The transcript has 5 exons. Gene Ontology annotation, cellular component: endoplasmic reticulum membrane. Bases 836 to 1822 code for a protein of 328 amino acids. NCBI's taxonomy places the organism in Eukaryota, Metazoa, Arthropoda, Insecta, Coleoptera, Buprestidae. The record is from RefSeq and is a predicted model, not a curated record. Gene Ontology annotation, biological process: unsaturated fatty acid biosynthetic process. Gene Ontology annotation, molecular function: stearoyl-CoA 9-desaturase activity; iron ion binding.